AUGUCGAGGCCUGUCCCUGCGGUGUUCCGCCCCAUCUGGCGGCGGAACUUCUCCGUCACCACUUCGAGACGAGCUAUCGAUAAAGUAUGCGACUCGGCCAAGGAAGCUGUCAAGGACAUGAAAGGCUCCUCCACCGUCCUGGUGGGAGGUUUCGGUUUCUCCGGUGUUCCCAACACCUUGAUUGACGCUGUGCGCGAUCGCCCCGACAUCAAGGACCUGACCGUCGUCUCCAACAAUGCAGGCAUGCCUGGUGCCGGUCUGGGCCAGCUGCUCGAGACCAAGCAGAUCAGUAAGAUGAUCGCUUCGUUUAUCGGUGAAAACAAGGUCUUUGAGAAGAUGUAUCUCAGUGGCGACCUCGCUUUGGAACUUACCCCUCAGGGCAGCAUUGCUGAAAAGUGUGCUGCCGGUGCAGCAGGUGUCCCUGCUUUCUACACUCCCGCGGCUUAUGGAACAAUUGUGCAAACUGGUGAACUCCCCGUACGAUACAACAAGGAUGGCUCUGUGGCUGAGAAGUCCAAGCCCAAGGAAACUCGUGAAUUCAACGGCAAGGGAUACCUCCUGGAAGAGGCUAUCUUCGGUGACUACGCUCUGGUUAAGGUCCACAAGGCAGACAAGCUAGGUAACUGUCAGUUCCGCAAGGCAAUGAACAACUUUAACGAGUCCAUGGCAAAGAACGCCAAGGUUACUCUCGUUGAGGCCGACCACAUUGUCGAUGUCGGCGAGAUUGCUCCCGAGGACAUUCACUUGCAGGGUAUCUACGUCAACAAGAUCAUCCAGAGUACCGGAACCAAGCAGAUUGAGAAGCUCACCUUCGCCAAGGACCCCAGUGAAAUGGUCCAGGGUGGUGGCCGUGAGCGUAUCAUCAAGCGUGCUGCUAAGGAAUUCAAGGAUGGAAUGUAUGUCAACCUCGGUAUCGGAAUGCCUUUGAUCGCUCCUUCUUUCCUUCCCGAAGGUGUUGAGGUUGUCCUCCAGGCCGAGAACGGUAUCUUGGGCUUGGGUGGCUACCCCCAGCCUGGUGAGGAGGACCCCGACCUGAUCAACCCCGGAAAGGAGACUGUUGCUCUUGGCCGUGGUGCUUCCGUGUUCGGAUCCCAGGAGAGUUUCGGUAUGAUUCGCGCUGGUCUUAUUGAUCUCACCAUGCUCGGUGCUCUGCAGGUCAGCCAGUACGGAGAUCUCGCCAACUUCAUGCUUCCCGGUAAAGUUAAGGGUAUUGGUGGCGCCAUGGACUUGGUUGCCAACCCCAGCAAGACUAAAGUCGUUGUGACCAUGGAACACACCGACAAGAAGGGCAACCCCAAGAUCCUGCCCGAGUGCACAUUCCCCCUCACCGGCCCCCGCUGUGUGUGGAAGAUCAUCACCGACCUGGCCGUGUUCGAAGUCAGCCCUACCGAGGGUCUGACUCUGGUUGAGCACGCCGAGGGCGUCUCGGUGGAGGAGAUCCGCAGCAAGACUGCUGCCCCUUUCAAGGUUGCUGACGACCUUAAGCCCAUGCUAACAACAUCACGAUACAAUGCCAGCUCUGGCAUCACAGAUCGGGGACUAGCCAGUCGUGCACAAACUGUGGAUAAGAAAAAGCUGCCAUUGGCUGGCGUCAAAGUGUUAGAUAUGAGUCGGGUUUUGGCUGGGCCAUACUGUACACAAAUAUUGGGUGAUUUGGGUGCGGAUAUUAUCAAAAUCGAACAUCCUGUUCGAGGCGAUGAUACACGAGCAUGGGGUCCGCCGUUUGCACCGUAUCAAGAUGGUAAAGAGGGGAAUGGUGAAAGUGCAUACUAUCUCUCUGUCAACCGGAAUAAACGCUCUUUAGGCCUCUCAUUCGCCCACCCAGAAGGAAUCGAGAUCCUCCACCAACUAGCCAAAGAAUGCGACGUGCUCGUGGAGAACUAUCUCCCUAACUCACUUAGAAAGUAUAACCUAGACUAUGAAACCAUGAGCGCGAUUAACGCCCGAUUAAUCUACACCAGCAUCACCGGCUACGGCCAGACAGGUCCAUACAGCAACAGGCCGGGAUUCGAUGUGAUGGUAUCGGCCGAGUUUGGGCUAAUGGGAUUGACAGGGCCACGGGGCGGAGAGCCGGUCAAGGUUGGAGUCGCAGUGACUGAUCUCACUACGGGGCUUUAUGCGUGUAAUUCCAUCAUGGCUGCUUUGCUGGCUCGGGCGACGACGGGGGAGGGCCAGCACCUUGAUGUCUGCUUGAGUGAUUGCCAGGUCGCCACGUUGUCGAAUAUGGGUACUUCGGCGUUGAUAAGUGGGAAGGGUGAUUCUGGGCGAUGGGGGACGGCGCAUCCCUCCGUCGUACCUUACCAAGGCUUCAAAACCGCCGACGGCGACAUCUUCAUCGGAGGCGCCAACGACCGCCUCUUCGGAAUCCUUUGCGACAUGCUUGACAAACCCGAAUGGAAAACAGAUGCCAAAUUUGCUAGUAACAACGAUCGAGUAAAGAAUCGAAACGAACUCGAGCCUCUUAUCGAGGCUGAGACGCGCAAGCGGACCACCAGGGAAUGGCAGGACCAUUUCGAGGGAUGUGGAAUGCCUUAUGCUGCCGUCAAUGAUCUGCAGGGGACGAUGAAUCAUGAGCAUGUACAAGCACGCGGUAUGGUUCAAACAAUCGAGCAUCCGACCUGUGGUCCUAUGCCAGCGAUCAGUCCCCCGGUGAAGUAUUCCAAUGCAGAACCAAGUGUUCGAAGACCCCCUCCUCUUCUCGGUGAGCAUACGGAGGAGGUCCUGCGCGAUUUGACCGGGAUGAGUGAUGAAAGGAUCCAAAGUUUGAGAGAAAAGGGUGUCAUUGCAUAA
This is a messenger RNA of Aspergillus wentii DTO 134E9, 2790 nucleotides long. RefSeq lists its product as uncharacterized. Lineage: Eukaryota; Fungi; Ascomycota; Eurotiomycetes; Eurotiales; Aspergillaceae. The coding region runs from base 1 to 2790 and encodes 929 amino acids. The transcript is spliced from 11 exons. Gene Ontology annotation, molecular function: succinyl-CoA:3-oxo-acid CoA-transferase activity. The record is from RefSeq and is a predicted model, not a curated record.